CUCGAGCCCGCCCAGUUAUACAAAGUAACAAUUAGCUCCGUUAGCCAGUUAAAAUCAGUAAAUGGUGAAAAAAAGAAGUUAGAGUUGGUACGGACGAAAAGCAGAAAAGUUGUGUUUGUUCCUACAAGCCUUGGAAAAGAUAAAUCUUAGAGUGAUGGAUUUCGACAGAACAGUUUUGGUGACUGGAGGAUCAGGAUUCAUUGGCUCCCACCUUGUGUGUGCACUGGUCGAAAGGCACCCCGACUGGAGAAUUAUUAACUUUGACAUUUUGGACUACUGCUGCAGCCCCAGGAGUCUGGAGAGCAUUGAAAACAGAGCCAACUACACUUUUAUCAAGGGGGAUCUGUGUAACGCCCAGCAGAUGAAGCACAUCUUCAACACAGAAAACAUUGAUGUCGUUUUUCACUUGGCCGCCCAAACGCACGUCGACACAUCCUUCCAAUGCCCGUCCUCCUUCCACCGAGUGAACAUCGUUGGAACCAGGGUCUUGCUGGCUGCCGCUCAUGCGGCCCGCCAUACGCUUCAGCGCUUCAUCCACGCCAGCACCGAUGAAGUAUACGGAUCAAGUCAGAAUGAGGUAUUUGAUGAGAGCAGCCCAAUGAGUCCUUCCAACCCUUAUUCUGCCUCAAAGGCAGCUGCAGAUUACCUGGUCCGAUCCUACUGGGACAAAUAUAAGUUUCCUGUCAUCAUCACCAGGAGCAACAACAUCUAUGGACCACGGCAAUACUUUGAGAAGGUCAUUCCCAGGUUUGUCACCCUUUUGGUGAACGACAAGAAAUGCACCAUUGCGGGAACCGUCCCGAAGUCCCGCCAUUUCAUGUACGUCGACGAUGUGGUUAACGCCUUCCUGCUGCUAAUGGAGAAAGGCGUGAAGGGAGAAGUCUACAACGUAGGUGGAAGUUCUGAGAUUGGCAUACUGCAACUGGCCAAGGAGCUUAUUAGGAUGGUGAGGAACGUGCCAGAUGUGGAGGUGAACGACUGGUUUGAGUACGUGCCAGACAGACCCAGUGUGGACAUCCGCUACCCUAUCAGCUGUGAGAAGCUGCAGCGGUUAGGUUGGCGAGAAAACGUGCCGUGGUCUGAUGGCAUCAGAAAAACUGUCAAAUGGUACCAGGACAACCAGGACUUCUGGUCAGACGCAGCAGAGGACAAGGCUUACAAAUAGAGGACUCAUCUUUCCCCUCCAGCAGUCUUUCUCAAAGGGCGGCGGCGUGUGUAAUCUCUGGAAACAUUUUUAUUUCAUUUUUUUACGUACUUGGCUUCACUGUGACUAUGGGGAAAGAUUGGUGUGUUUUCUUUAAUGUUAAAAAUGACACAAUGUUAUGCAGAGAUGUACUUAUAAUCAUUUUAUAGACAAUACUAUUUUUAUCUAUUUAGGUGAAGAAUGAGGGAAGAUGUACCAGCUGGAAAAGCACUUUAUGUACAGUAGGCACAGUUUACACAUUACUGUACAAUCACCUGACCAAAGCGACAUACAGUGGGGCAAAAAAGUAUUUAGUCAGCCACCGAUUGUGCAAGUUCUCCCACUUAAAAUGAUGACAGAGGUCUGUAAUUUUCAUCAUAGGUACACUUCAACUGUGAGAGACAGAAUGUGAAAAAAACAUCCAGGAAUUCACAUUGCAGGAAUUUUAAAUAAUUUUUUUGUAAAUUAUGGUGGAAAAUAAGUAUUUGGUCAACCAUUCAAAGCUCUCACUGAUGGAAGGAGGUUUUGGCUCAAAAUCUCACGAUACAUGGCCCCAUUCAUUCUUUCCUUAACACGGAUCAAUCGUCCUGUCCCCUUAGCAGAAAAACAGCCCCAAAGCAUGAUGUUUCCACCCCCAUGCUUCACAGUAGGUGUGGUGUUCUUGGGAUGCAACUCAGUAUUCUUCUUCCUCCAAACACGACGAGUUGAGUUUAUACUAAAAAGUUCUAUUUUGGUUUCAUCUGACCACAUGACAUUCUCCCAAUCCUCUGCUGUAUCAUCCAUAUAUCCAUUUUGGUAUAAACACAACUCGUCGUGUUUGGAGGAAGAAGAAUACUGAGUUGCAUCCCAAGAACACCACACCUACUGUGAAGCAUGGGGGUGGAAACAUCAUGCUUUGGGGCUGUUUUGAUCCGUGAUAAGGAAAGAAUGAAUGGGGCCAUGUAUCGUGAGAAAUCUCCUUCCAUCAAUGAGAGCUUUGAAUGGUUGACGAAAUAUUUAUUUUCCACCAUAAUUUACAAAUAAAUUAUUUAAAAUUCCUACAAUGUGAAUUCCUGGAUUUUUUUUCCACAUUCUGUCUCUCACAGUUGAAGUGUACCUAUGAUGAAAAUUACAGACCUCUGUCAUCAUUUUAAGUGGGAGAACUUGCACAAUCGGUGGCUGACUAAAUACUUUUUUGCCCCACUGAACAUAACUGCACUUUAACUCCAGCUCAGGUACCAAACUUAACAGAUUAUACUGUAUUUUACUGCGAAUGAAGUAAGGUCCUUCAAUGUCUGAAUGUUUCUGUUGGAAUUAAAAAGGAUGCGGGAUAGUUUUGCAAAUCCAAACCUUUAAUUGUGGUAAAAUCACAACGGAUGCACAAUAUUGUUUUUGUUUUUUUCUCCUCAGUGUAGUGCUCCUCUUCGUGCACAACUGCUAAACUAAUACAUAAAGCAAAUACUAACUAGCAGGCUGGUGGCGCUGUGUGUCCACGCUGAACUGUCUGGCCAGUCACUGAAGGCGACAACAGGCUUCAUGCGACAUAGUUUCGCAAACGCCACAAAUUUACAAAAAAAAAAAAAAAGGCGAGAUAACACCAAAAAGUAUUUGUUGUCGCCACUUCACCUCUGUCUGCUUGUUGUAGCUAUUUGUGUUUCUCUCCAGAUUGCCUCUUACAAACAACUUAAAGGGCCAGCAUGUUUGCAAACAUUUGGAGUACAAAAGGCUGCAAAGGGAGACUUCUCCCCGACAUAUUGCGCUGUGGCCGUAUUGCAUUCUGGGCCGCAGCGACAGAAGAGCUACAACGGUAAAAAACGGCAAACGAGACAUUUUGACUGUCGUUUGCCAAUUUAAUUUUGUCUGACUGGCCGGACGCUCAGCUGUGAGCGCUGUGCCUGAAAAUAUGCAGAUCACAACAACAUAGCAAUAGAACCACAGGUAACUCUGUGUUAUAGACUUUGAACACCCCCACUUGCUAAUAGACAAUCACACGAAGGGUAGUAAUAGGAAGGAAAAGUGUCAAAACAAAUGAACAACAACAAAAAAACUGACUUGGAGCGAAUCUGGACACUUUUUUUUUUUUUUCUUACUGCAUGUUUGUUUUUUUUACAAAAUGGUUUUUGAUUCUUACAAUUUAAUCCAAACCUUGGCAUAUUUGGUGGAAUUAUCUCAAAUUAUUAUUGUUUUGGCCAAUUGCAAAUGGCUGCUAACAGUGUAUUAUUAUUAUUAUUAUUAUAUCAUAUGAUUGGUAUCUGAACCUGUUUAUAAACAGGUCUGUGGAUCUGAUAAGAGUCCAAUGAGACUUUCAAGGUAAUCGGCCUCUCUCCAUAUGUCACAUCAGCUGAUGCCGAGUCUGUAACAGUUUGUGAUAUGACAUAGUCAGAGAAACCCGCUUACACGGUUAUUAAAAAGCUCACACUACCCCAGAAAAAUAGAAAUUUCCACUCACACCGAUGACAUUCAACAUUCAUGUGCCAGUGUUUUUGUUCACUGUCUUUUGGUCAAGUCACUUGUUAUAUUUUUUUUUGUUUUUUUUCUUUAAACAUUUGAACUAGGCUUAUAAAAAUAAAUAUUUCUCAAAAAUGUCUGAUAAAUUACACAAACUAGCAGCGCGAUCGUAGACUCGAGAACUCUGGGUGCAAACAGCUGGAUCUUGCCAUUGUUAAUUAACUACAACUCAAACCGGUGGGCGACUCGCAUCCUUUCGCACACACGUCACUAUGAAAGAGUCGUUCUUUCACGACUAAAACAUUCACUCAUACGCACCUCUUCAGAGGCGUUGAAGGAACUCUGCUACAGGAUUUGUCGGAAGUUUUUUGUUGUUUUUCUUCUUCUUCCCGGUAAAACUAAGUAGGAUUCUCAGUCUCUACAAACAGAAAGGCCUGAGGGCCGCAGCAAAGGGAGCUUAGCACCAUUAAAUCGUUCCUCGUUACCACAGAAGCGUUGGGUUCUCUGCCUCGGUGGUGCCAGACGCAGCCAACGUCAUGGUUCCACUGUAUAAAGUGCAACCACCACUUGUAUUAGAUCCCUCUUGAAUUUAAGGCAUCAAAAGGUUGAGAACAAACUGAGGCGUAUCAUGAAUUGCAAUGGACCACACUCUUACCACCAAAUGGCGAUUACAGACACGGGGGGGAUAAAACGACAACAGAGCCCUCGGCUACACGCGAGCGACUGUGCAAUUGGCACGUCCAUAAGUGCUCGGAGUGAAAUGCUAAGAAUAGCAGGCUAACCUGCAAGGAAGGAACAGUGUUGAAGUUGCAGGUUUCUGAGACAUCAAACCAGCAGCUGAAGCAAUCCGAAAAGGAACAACUGUGUGAAACGAAAAACGCAGCCUUUACAACACACACACACACACUCUUCAGUCUCUACGGAGUCAUCGCAAGGCACCGAGGAGUUUGUGAUGGCAAAGCGCAAGCAAGCCACGAAAAGGGUCUCUGUUGAACGAGCUCUGUAUGAGGGGAAGAAGUCGGGAUUUCGGGGUACAGGAACUGACGUGUGCAUCGGCCUUAAAAAGUGAA
This is a messenger RNA of Nerophis ophidion (straightnose pipefish), 4680 nucleotides long. RefSeq names its product dTDP-D-glucose 4,6-dehydratase-like. Lineage: Eukaryota; Metazoa; Chordata; Actinopteri; Syngnathiformes; Syngnathidae. Bases 155 to 1165 code for a protein of 336 amino acids. Gene Ontology annotation, biological process: nucleotide-sugar metabolic process. Gene Ontology annotation, molecular function: dTDP-glucose 4,6-dehydratase activity. The record is from RefSeq and is a predicted model, not a curated record. The transcript is spliced from 13 exons.